Molecule: messenger RNA, 2165 nt
Organism: Stegostoma tigrinum
Lineage: Eukaryota; Metazoa; Chordata; Chondrichthyes; Orectolobiformes; Stegostomatidae
Gene: prcp
Product: prolylcarboxypeptidase (angiotensinase C)
Exons: 9
Coding region: 362-1534 (390 amino acids)
Biological process (GO): negative regulation of systemic arterial blood pressure; regulation of blood vessel endothelial cell migration; angiogenesis involved in wound healing
Molecular function (GO): dipeptidyl-peptidase activity; serine-type exopeptidase activity
Source: RefSeq, a predicted model, not a curated record
UCAGUCAUGCCCCUCCCUCCUCAGUCAGUUCGCUUUCUAUAACCGACUUUCUGAUGGCGUAGAUCGGAAGUUGCCGUUUACCGUGAUCACCAUAGCGACUGCUGCCUUGGCCCUUCCGCUGGCCUGCAGCACUCAGCUGAGAAUCUUGGUCGCCCGGUCGGACUCUGGGCACCCGGUGCGAUUUGAUUAUGAGACCCGGUAUUUCCCGCAGAAGAUUGAUCACUUUGGAUUUGCUGAAGGUGGUACAUUCAACCAGAGGUACUUGAUAGCAGACAAACAUUGGAAUCACAAUGGUGGUCCCAUUCUUUUCUAUACUGGAAAUGAGGGAGACAUAACAUGGUUCUGUAACAAUACGGGUUUUAUGUGGGAAAUUUCAAAGGAACUGGAAGCCAUGUUGGUGUUUGCCGAACAUCGAUAUUAUGGAGAGUCUUUGCCUUUUGGGAGCAAAUCGUUCAGUAAUCUCAAGAACUUGAAUUACUUCACUUCUGAGCAGGCUUUGGCUGAUUUUGCAGUUCUUAUACGAAAUCUCAAACAGACCAUCCCUGGAGCUCGGACUAGUCCUGUUAUUGCUAUAGGUGGCUCCUAUGGAGGAAUGUUAGCAGCCUGGUUUAGGAUGAAAUAUCCAAACAUUGUUGUUGGAGCUCUGGCUGCUUCUGCUCCAAUAUGGCUGUUUGAGAAUUUGUCUCCAUGUGAAGAUUUUUAUAAUAUAGUGACCAAUGACUUCUUGAAGAGUGGAAAAGGCUGCUCUGAAAGCAUCAAGAAUUCUUGGGAUGCAAUUAAUAAAGUGUCAUCCACAGCGGAAGGUUUAACCUUUCUUUCCCACACCUUCCAUCUCUGUUCACCAUUACAAGCUGCAGAUGUGGCAUUCUUCAAAUCAUGGCUGAGCAACACUUGGGUUAAUCUGGCUAUGGUGGACUACCCAUAUGAGGCCAACUUUUUACAACCUCUUCCUGCUUGGCCUAUUAAGCUUGUUUGUACCUUUCUCAAGAACCCCUCACUACCAGCAGAAUCCCUGCUGCAAAACAUCUUUAAGGCUGUGAAUAUAUAUUAUAACUACACUGGCAAUGUGGCCUGCCUGAAUAUAUCGCAGACUGCAACUUCCAGUCUUGAUGAUCAAGGCUGGAAUUACCAGACGUGCACAGAAAUGGUGAUGCCUUCCUGUUCUGAUGGCGUCAAUGACAUGUUUGAACCAUUGCCGUGGGACCUCCAAUCGUUCUCUGAUAACUGCAAGAAAGACUGGGGAUUACUUCCUAGACCUCAAUGGAUAACUACAGUCUAUGGUGGGAAAAAUAUCAGUUCACACAGCAAUAUUGUCUUCAGCAAUGGUGGUUUGGAUCCAUGGGCAAGUGGAGGGGUGACUAAAUCUAUCUCUGAUACGUUGAUUGCCAUACUUAUUCCUGAGGGAGCACAUCAUUUAGACCUGCGCUCAAGCAACAAAGAGGACCCUGUCUCUGUCCAAAAAGCACGAGCUCUGGAAGUCAAAUACUUUAAAAAGUGGAUUGAGCAGGCAAAAACAGAACCAGUGCUAUGGUAAAAUGAAAGAUUUGCAUCUCUUCCUCAUUAAGUUUUAUGUUCUUUAGGGGAUAUUGCUCUUGAAUGUUGCUAAUUUUUGAUCUGAUUAACUGUAUGUUCCUUUCACAAUACAGCAUGUGUUGAACUGAUGCUUUUAUAUUGCCAAAAUAUAAAUUUUACCUUUUGUGCGUGACAAAGUUUAUACUUGGUGAUGCAAGCUGGACUGUCUAAUAACUAAUAGAAGGUUUUUUAACCAAACUAAUCUUAUUUUGUAAUUUAAAUCAUGCCCUGUUAAUUUGUUAUGCACACGUGCUACUGUGUUUCAUGACUUUGAUUAUUAACUCAAGGUGUACUGUGUUCAGUUACAUAUCUAAAUUGUGGUUUGCUGGUCAGACCUUUCUGAUUCAAGUGCAAGUUGUGUUUCAGUGGAUUUGUGAAUAAUUCCAUACCUUUGUAACGAAGAGAAAUGGUACAAGUUUCAUAACUCCAUGCUUCCCAAUUUAAGAACAUACUGAAACCAUAUUUUGUUUUUCAUUAUACCUUCCUUUACCAUACUUCAUGUAUACCCUUUCAAUGUUACAUUUAUUCAUUGUUUGAAAGGUCUUAAGGACUAUAUUGUUAUCAUACUUUCUUCAAAUAAAUGAUAUGCAUAA